Molecule: messenger RNA, 5967 nt
Organism: Etheostoma cragini (Arkansas darter)
Lineage: Eukaryota; Metazoa; Chordata; Actinopteri; Perciformes; Percidae
Gene: afdna
Product: afadin, adherens junction formation factor a
Exons: 39
Coding region: 220-5967 (1915 amino acids)
Biological process (GO): signal transduction; regulation of protein localization
Cellular component (GO): adherens junction
Molecular function (GO): cell adhesion molecule binding
Source: RefSeq, a predicted model, not a curated record
GCAGAGGCGCACCGAGAACGCGAAGCAGAAACCGAUCAGACAGCAGGUCGGUCGGUGAGCUCCGAGACAGACCACACGAAGUACCGGCGGAAAAACGGGAGACCCGAACCUUUUUUGGGGGGUUUCUGUCGCGGCGGUUUCUCCCACCGUGGACUAACGUUACGGGAGGUCUUAUUCCACGGUUCACACGGACAGGGAGGGUCAGAAAGGCUGUCCACCAUGUCGGGGAGCAGGGAGGAGGAGAGGAGGAAACUGGCCGACAUCAUCAACCACUGGAACGCCAACCGGCUCGACCUGUUCGAGAUCAGCCGGCCCACGGAGGACUUGGAGUUCCACGGCGUGAUGCGGUUCUACUUCCAGGACCGGGUUGCCGGUAACUUUGCCACCAAAUGCAUCCGAGUGUCGAGCACAGCGACCACGCAGGACGUCAUCGAGACGCUAGCUGAGAAGUUCAGACCAGACAUGAGGAUGCUCUCCUCGCCAAAAUACUCCCUUUAUGAGGUCCACGUCAGUGGCGAAGAGCGUCAGCUGGACAUGGACGAGAAGCCUCUUGUUGUUCAGCUGAACUGGAACAAAGACGACAGAGAAGGACGCUUCGUCCUGAAGAACGAGAACGACAUCCUCCCCAAGAAGAGUCAGAGUAAUGGGCCCGAGAAGGAGAAGGAUGGAGUGAUCCAGAACUUCAAAAGGACUUUGUCCAAGAAGGAGAAGAAGAAGGAAAAGAAGAGAGAGAAGGAGUCCGCCCGGAUCCCCGAUGGAGACGAGCAGGCGCUCAGCCGGGAGGACGGGGAGAACAAUCGUCUGGCGGCAGAGGUUUACAAGGACAUGCCGGAGACCAGCUUCACCAGGACCAUCUCCAACCCCGAGGUGGUGAUGAAGAGGAGACGCCAGCAGAAGCUGGAGAAGCGCAUGCAGGAGUUUAUGAGCAGCGAUGGGAGGCCCGACUCAGGAGGCACUUUGCGGAUAUACGCUGACAGUCUGAAGCCCAACAUCCCGUAUAAGACCAUCCUGCUCUCCACCAGAGACACGGCUGACUUCGCUGUGGUGGAGGCGCUGGAGAAGUACGGGCUGGAGAAGGAGAACCCCCGAGAGUACUGCAUCGCUCGGCAAGAUGAUAAGUCGGGCAAGGACAUGAUUCUGGACGAUACUGAGUGUCCACUGCAGAUCUUCAGGGACUGGCCUGCUGACAGAGGCUCGCUAGUCUUCCAGCUGAAAAAGAGACCCCCCGACUACCAGGGGAGGAAGGGAAGGAAAGGUGAUGACAAGGGCCUUCGAGGGAAGGAGGGCAGCACCAGCUCCUUACCUCCUGAGAAACUGCCUUACCUGGUGGAGCUGAGCCCAGGGCGAGGGAAUCACUAUGCCUACUACGCCUAUCGGCACCACGAAGACGGGUCUGACUCACGCGACAAACCAAAGCUGUACCGGCUUCAGCACAGCAUCACCGAGGUCGGCUCCGACUGCACAGACGACGGAGCCAUCCAGCUGCUCGGUCCGGGGAUUCUGCCCCACCACUGCAACCUCAUGCACAGUGAAGGUAUGGUCACCGUGACGCCGCACGGCCCAGACGCAGACACCUUUGUCGACGGGCAACGAGUUACCGAGACAACGCUGCUGCGUUCGGGCUCCACCCUCCAGUUUGGUUCUGCACACGUCUUCAAGUUCGUUGACCCGAUGUUCGACCUGGGAGGGAAACGAGAACCGGCCGCCAUGAUGAGGAGUCAACACAAGUCUGGCAGUGUACCAGAAACCACCUUCGACCUUCACGGAGACGUCCACAGUGGAUCUGCUCUGCCUACCAGCAAGAGCUCAGGGAAGCUGGAGAUGGAGCGAGGCAUGGUCAAACCCAUGAUCAGAGGAGAGCAGCAGGACAGCAGGUCUCAGGACGUUUCAGCAGACAGAACAGAGUUGACCUUGCCAGCUGGCAUUGAGUUCAGAGACAACUCUGAAGACACCUUCCUGUCGGCCAUCAUCAACUACACCAACAGCUCCACGGUCCACUUCAAACUCUCACCCACCUACGUCCUGUACAUGGCCUGCCGCUACGUCCUGUCCCCUUCCUACCGGCCGGACAUGUCUCCGUCUGAGAGGACGCACAAGGUCAUCGCCAUCGUCAACAAGAUGGUGAGCAUGAUGGAGGGAGUCAUCCAGGAGAUUCCUGAAGGGGAUCAGAAGCAGAAGAACAUCGCAGGAGCGCUGGCUUUCUGGAUGGCCAACGCCUCCGAGCUGCUCAACUUCAUCAAGCAGGACCGAGACCUGAGUCGCAUCACGCUGGACGCCCAGGACAUCCUCGCCCAUCUGGUCCAGAUGGCUUUCAAGUACCUGGUCCACUGUCUUCAGGCUGAUCUCAACAACUACAUGCCUGCCUUCCUGGACGACCCCGAGGAACAUAAUCCACAGAGACCCAAGAUCGAGGACGUCCUACACACCCUGACGGGGGCGAUGUCGUUGCUGCGGAGGUGUCGGGUCAACGCCGCCCUGACCAUCCAGCUCUUCUCUCAGCUCUUCCACUUCAUCAACAUGUGGCUCUUUAACAAGCUGGUGACGGACACAGAGUCGGGCCUGUGCUGUCACUACUGGGGGGCCAUCCUCCGGCAGCAGCUCAGCCACAUCGAGGCCUGGGCGGAGAAACAGGGUCUGGAGCUCGCCGCCGACUGCCACCUCAGCCGAAUUGUACAGGCCACCACCCUGCUCACCAUGGACAAAUACUCCAUGCAGGAUGUGCAGAACAUCCACAACACCUGCUUUAAGCUAAACUCGCUGCAGCUCCACGCACUUAUGAUCAACUACCACUGUGCUCCAGACGAGCCUUACAUCCCACCUGAGCUGAUAGACCACGUGGUUGCUGUGGCUGAGAACACGGCCGAUGAGCUGGCGAGGAGUGAUGGGAGAGAGGUCCAGCUGGAGGAGGAUCCGGACCUGCAGCUGCCCUUCCUCCUUCCCGAGGACGGCUACUCCUGCGAUGUGGUGCGCAGCCUCCCCAACGGCCUGCAGGACUUCCUGGAGCCGCUGCUGCAGAGAGGUUUCUGUAGGCUAGUACCCCAUCCCCGUUCGCCUGGGACCUGGACUGUCCACUUUGAAGGAGCAGACUGUGACAGCCACUUCUCCGCUGCUGACAGCUCUGAGAUGUGUGUGUGUGUCCCAGUCUGGACGUCCCAGUGUGAGCUGAUCUGGACGACGCUGACGAGCGGCUGCAGCAUGUGGUUUUCUGUGGUGGGCAAAAGAGACGAGGGUGCUGGUCAGGAGAAGCUGGGCAUCUACAUAAAGUCUGUUGUCAAAGGAGGAGCAGCUGACGUGGAUGGACGUCUGGCUGCAGGUGACCAGCUGUUGAGCGUGGACGGGCGCAGCCUGGUCGGCCUAUCACAAGAGAGGUCCCCCAGCAUUGCCUUCCAGGCAGCGCUGGUUAAGAAUUAUUUUAAGUCAAGGAGGUGUUGUGUAAAAACUCAACCACCAACAACCCGUUCUCUCCCUUUCGUCUCUCCAGCAUCAGACCGAGGCCGCGACAAGAACGGGAAACUGCGACCGAAGAGCGAAGGCUUUGAGUUGUACAACAACUCGGUGCAGAACGGCUCUCCGGAGAGUCCGCAGGAUUCCUACCCCGGACCGAAGAAGAUGAGCAGUGAAGAUCGACUCCUGAAGAACCGAGCCGACCACCGCUCCAGCCCCAACGUAGCCAAUCAGAGCCAGAGUCCAGCGGGAAAAGCGGUGUACCCCGGAGGACCUGGCACUAAGAUCACCUCCGUCUCCACCGGCAACCUGUGUGCAGACGAUGAGCCCUCCCCUCCCCGUCCAGAGGCCUACCCCAUCCCCACCCAGACCUACCCCAGGGAGUACUUCACCAUCCCGGCCUCGAAAAGCCAGGAUCGGGUCGUCGGUCCUGGACAGGGGCCCUCGCAACACUGGCAGGGCAUGGAGGACCGGGAUCGCCUCCCUUUGGUCGACAACAUCCACAACAACAGCAUGCAGCGGAUUAACCACUCCCAGGAGGACUUGUACCCCUCACCAGGAGGUAUGAGGCCUGAUGAGCGCAUGCAGCAGCACUACCAGCAGGACUACCAGCACCGGGACCUGGACUACCAACACCGAGAUCUUGACUACCAGAGAGGUCCACCGGGAGGAGGUCCUGACCACUGGGCCCCCCAGCCGCAGGUCUCCUCGUCGUUGGAGUCCUCCACAUCGAGCCAAGAGCACCUCAACUUCUCAGCCGCCUCCUCCUCGUCCUCCCAGAAGAACCAGAAGACCGGGCCGGGCCGAUGGAAGACCCCCAACGCCCCCCACGCUGCGCCGCCACAUUCGGCGCAGACGCCUUCACGCUCCGACCUUCCCCCUCCGCCCCCCCCACCACCGGCCCCGUACCCCGAUGCCUACGACCACUACGAACCCCAGUCUGAGCUCCCGCUCCCGCCGCCUCCCGCUGCCGUCUCCCCCGCAGCAGCCCAGCAGGCGGCCGACCGCAAGAAACGCGAGGAGCAGCAACGCUGGUACGAGAAGGAGAAAGCUCGUCUGGAGGAGGAGAGGGAGAGGAAGAGGAGGGAGCAAGAGAGGAAGCUGGGUCAGAUCCGGGCCAACCCCGUCAUGCCUGUCCAACCUCACAACAACGGAGGAUCCAUGCCUCCUCCUCACCACCAGCCCCCUCUGCCAUCUGUGACCCCGCCCCAGCCCUACCUCCCCCCACAGCCUCAGCCUCCCCCAUCCAGACCCGAGAAGCUGGCCAGCCUGCCACGAUCAGCUGUUCCUCCCCCUGCUAAUGCCUCCAACCCCGGCAUGGACACAGUGAUCAGGGAGCUGUUACCACAGCAGCAGCCGCGGACCAUUGAGAGGCGAGACCUGCAGUACAUCACCAUCAGUAAGGAGGAGCUGACGUCCAGCGACAGUCUGUCUCCGGACCCCUGGAAACGAGACGCCCGGGAGAAGGCCGAGAAACAGCAGCAGCUCCACAUCGUCGACCUGCUGGACAAGGAGAUCCAGGACCUCCAGUCAAAGCCUGAGCGAACUGCGGAGGAAAGCGACCGCUUGAGGAAGCUGAUGCUGGAGUGGCAGUUCCAGAAACGACUGCAGGAGUCCAAGCAAAGCGACGAGGACGAGGAGGAGGAGGACGACGAGGACGUGGACACCUUGAUGAUGAUGCAGAGGCUGGAGGCUGAAAAGAGAGCCAGGCAGCAGAAUGCUGUCCCAGCUAUCUCUGUUCUAGACUUGUUGCAGGACGAAGAGCGACGGCGUAAGCAGCAGCUGGAGGAGAUUCGUAAGCGGGAGGCGGAGGAGCGAGCAAAACAGGAGGAGGAGAGAAGGUGGAGGGAGGAGGCCAAACGAGAGGCAGGGGAGAAGAGGAGACAGGAGGAGGAGUACUACACUCGCCUGGAGGCCGAGCGGCGCCGGCAGCACGAGGAGGCCGAGAGAAAGCUGCUGUCGCCUGACGACCCGGCCGGUCUGUAUCGGCCCCCGCUGCCCCGGGAUUACCAACCCCCCGUCCCCCACAACCCUACUAACACCCCCCCGCCCCCCCCACAGAGAAACACCUCCUACCUCAAAACCCAGGUCACCUCCCCCGACACGCUCUACACCGCCAAGUUUGUCUCCUACGGGGGCGAUGAGGAGGACGAGGAGGACGCCACCAAAGCAGGGAGUGGCGGCGGCAUCAACCAAUCAGGUCAGGUGAAGCUGUCGGCGACCAGGAAGUCGUACGGCGACCUCCCGGCCUCCGCCUCGCCCAAUCACACCAGGCUGCGGCCGCCGCCCACUGCGCGCAAGCCCCGCCCCCUUUCAGACGGCAUCUUCCUGUCUAGCUCGUUCCAGCUUCCAGACAACAACUCCAACAGUACAGGCCCCCCCCUUCCUGCCAAACCCAGCUCCAUGCCCCCCGGAGGCUUUAAAGGAUUUGACUCGUACACUGGAAACUCAGCAGGACUUGUAGGACCGGGAGAAGUCCACAUUGACCCGCGAGACAAAUGGACGAAGGGCACCAGCAGCUGA